AUGGAGACUAGCAGACCCGCGGCUAGCCUACAGCACAGAUCGAGGGCUCAGGGUGAGCAGAGGGUCUGCCAGACGACAGCAGAGGAGGAGGCAGGAGCUGGUGGGAAGGCAGACAUUUGUAAGUCUCUGGAAAGACCAAACGCCAAAGUGACCAUUAAACCUGCUCAACAUGUAUUCAGAGGAGACACAGUCACUCUCAGAUGUGACAUAUAUGGUGAAGGAGUCACUAGCUGGAGCUACAGCUGGUAUAAAGAAGGUUCAACCAGUGUUUUCAGUAAUCGACAGGAACACACAUUCAGUUCUGUUACUGAGUCUGACGCAGGUAAAUACUCCUGUAAAGGAUCAGAGACAGAAGGAUCACGCUGGUCACAAAUGAGUGAUGCAGUUACACUGACAGUAUCAGAUCCCAGAGCAGUUUUAAGUGUUUCUCUACAGAAGUGGGUGACUGAAGGUGAUCCAGUGACUCUGAUCUGUGAGGUUUACAGUUUCUCUACAGGCUGGACAUUCAGCUGGUUCACUUUAACUGUCUCAGCAGACAGCAGCAGAGGAGCAGGAGGAAACUACACUGUCAGUUCUGCUGCUCUAAAUCACACAGGAGUUUAUUCGUGCAGAGCAGAGAGAGAGAAAUCAGCCUAUAAAACACAGUUCAGCAACACACAGCUGCUGUGGGUCACUGGUGUUUCUCCUCCAGUCUCUCUGAUCGUCAGUCCCAGCAGAACUCAACACUUCACAUCUGUCUCUCUCUCUCUGAGCUGUGAGGACCAGAGUAACUCUACUGGAUGGAGAGUGAGAAGAUACACAGUCCGCAAGGGACUGGGGGAUUGUUCAUCAUUACGUCGAGGAUCACAAACAGGAUCUACAUGUACAAUCAGCUCCACCAACACAUCAGACACUGGAGUGUACUGGUGUGAGUCUGAAUCUGGAGAGAAACAUCAUCCUGUUAAUAUCACUAUACACUUAUCUGGUGUGAUUCUGGAGAGUCCUGUUCAUCCUGUGACUGAAGGAGAUCAUCUGACUCUACGCUGUUUAUAUCGAUACACAACCUCACCAAACCUCAGAGCUGAUUUCUAUAAAGAUGGAUCACUCAUCCAGAAUCAAACUACAGAGAUGAGCAUCACUACUGUCUCAAAGUCACAUGAGGGUUUCUACUACUGCAAACACCCAGAGAGAGGAGAGUCACCCAAGAGCUGGAUCUCAGUCAGAGCUUCUGCAGACUCAAGAUCUGAUGGUCUCAAACCCAUAAUAACUGGAGUGACUGCAGGACUGACUGUCACAGUUUUGAUCAUUGUCUGCUUUGUCCUCCUGUGGUGCUACAGAAACUACAAAGGUGGAAGAUCUCAGUCUCCCUCUACUGUCAGUCAACAGCAGAACAGCAGCCAGACAUCAGACCAGAGCCAGAGUGAAGCCGGAUAUAAUACGCUGCUGUCUGACAGUGCAAGUGAGUCUUCUGAACAUGUGUAUGCUGAGAUUGAACUGAAAUCUCCAACAAAACAGAAGAAAAAGAAAGAAAACAAUGAGAAUAAAAUGGAGACUUCUGGCUGCAUUUACUCUAAUCUAAUACUGCAAACAGAUCAAGGUUUAUUUGCUGCGUUUGAGCCAGUCUCUCCAGGGCGUCUGGUUCUGCUCCGGGCUGAUCUCUGA
Labeo rohita (rohu) is the source of this 1641-nucleotide messenger RNA. Its product is annotated as Fc receptor-like protein 2. Gene Ontology annotation, biological process: cell surface receptor signaling pathway. The record is from RefSeq and is a predicted model, not a curated record. Gene Ontology annotation, molecular function: transmembrane signaling receptor activity. Lineage: Eukaryota; Metazoa; Chordata; Actinopteri; Cypriniformes; Cyprinidae. The transcript is spliced from 11 exons. Bases 1 to 1641 code for a protein of 546 amino acids.